Anisakis simplex (herring worm) is the source of this 821-nucleotide messenger RNA. Lineage: Eukaryota; Metazoa; Nematoda; Chromadorea; Rhabditida; Anisakidae. The record is from the annotation of a GenBank genome assembly.
GGGAGAAGGAUAUGUCGCUUCUGAAUCGUUCCCUUGCUGCAGUGACUACAGCAAGCACAGUGGCUAGUCGUCAGCUGGGUAUGUCUGCACGAGCAAAUGCACCCAUUAAGAAUGUAACUGUGAUCGGCUCUGGUCUAAUGGGUUCCGGAAUCGCUCAGGUGGUAGCACAAGCGCAGCUCAAUGUCACUGUUGUUGAUCGCACGGAUGCGAUUCUAGAGAAGGCUCAUGCGGCAAUUGACAAGAGUGUUCGACGUAUUGCAAAGAAGAAAUUUGCUGACGACACUAAGGCCCAAGACGCGAUGGUUGAGGAUGUGAUGAAACACAUCACGAUGACAACUGAUAUCCCUCAGUCAGUUAAGGAAGCCGAUCUUGUCAUCGAGGCAAUCGUCGAGAAUCUCACGAUGAAACGCAACGUUUUCGAACAGAUCGAGGGCGCUUCACGAACUGGAACACUUUUGGCAACGAAUACCUCAUCGAUAAGUCUCGCUGAAAUUGCUGCAAAUCUGAAGCGCAAAUCAAACUUUGCUGGAUUACAUUUCUUCAAUCCAGUGCCUGUGAUGAAACUCCUCGAAGUAGCACGAUAUCACGAAACAUCCGACGAAACAUUCAAUACGUUAAUGGAGUUCGGUAAAACAAUUGGCAAAACUACAGUCUCAUGCAAGGUAAGAAUGUGCUUUUCGUUGCGCGAUUCUUUGCCCAACUCAAUAUCAUUUAAUCAACCAACUGUUCUAAAUAAUAGCAAUACCAUUGAAUUGUUGCGAGUGACGGCGUAUACAUGCUCGUUUCAGGAUACACCAGGUUUUAUAGUGAAUCGUUUGUUA